This is a messenger RNA of Radiomyces spectabilis, 1577 nucleotides long. Its product is annotated as thioredoxin reductase. Gene Ontology annotation, biological process: removal of superoxide radicals. The coding region runs from base 145 to 1242 and encodes 365 amino acids. The record is from RefSeq and is a predicted model, not a curated record. Gene Ontology annotation, molecular function: thioredoxin-disulfide reductase (NADPH) activity. The transcript has 3 exons. NCBI's taxonomy places the organism in Eukaryota, Fungi, Mucoromycota, Mucoromycetes, Mucorales, Radiomycetaceae. Gene Ontology annotation, cellular component: cytoplasm.
GUUUAAAGGUGUGAUUGGUCAAAGUGCUUAGUAAGGGUUGAUCGGGUCACACCUAUUGGGUAUAAUUCAGCCUGGCCCUGUAUUCAGGACUAAUUUUUUUUUCUUUUAUAUUUUUGGGGAGAUUUAAAAAGCUCCAUCUUUUAUAUGGCUCCUCUUUUGCUUCGCUCUUUUUCUCGACUUCCUAUUUCUCGUCGUCUUUUCAGCACUACAUCUCUUCUAAUGGCUCCUCAACAUCAUAAAGUCGCUGUUAUUGGCUCUGGUCCCGCAGGUCACACUGCUGCCAUUUACCUCGCUCGUGCCAACUUGAACCCUAUCCUCUUUGAGGGUAUGAUGGCCAACGGCUUCGCUCCCGGCGGUCAGCUUACCACUACCACCGAUGUCGAGAACUUCCCUGGUUUCCCCAAGGGUAUUAUGGGUGGUGAAUUGAUGGACAACAUGCGUGCACAAUCCGAACACUUUGGUACUGUCAUUGAAACUGAAACCAUCACCAAGUUGGACUGCUCUUCUCGUCCCUUCAAGUUGUGGCGUGAGGGUUCCGAAGACAACGCCGAGCCCACCGAUACCAGUGACGCUGUCAUUAUUGCCACCGGUGCCUCCGCCAAGCGCAUGCACUUGCCCGGUGAAGAUAAGUACUGGCAGAGCGGUAUCUCUGCUUGCGCCGUUUGCGAUGGUGCUGUUCCCAUCUUCCGCAACAAGCCCUUGGUCGUCAUUGGCGGUGGUGACUCCGCCGCUGAAGAAGCCAUCUAUCUCACCAAGUAUGGUUCCGAAGUUCACGUCCUUGUGCGCCGUGACAUUUUGCGUGCUUCCAAGGUGAUGGCUCAGCGUUUGUUGAAGCAUCCCAAGGUCAAGGUUCACUUCAACACUGUCCCCACUGAGGCUUUGGGUGAUGGUAACUUGUUGACUCACGUCGCUACCAAGGACACCAAGACUGGUGAAACUGGCAAGAUCGAAGCCAACGGUCUUUUCUAUGCUAUUGGUCACGAACCCGCCACCAGCCUUGUCAAGGGCGUCGUUGAUCUUGAUGAACAGGGUUACAUCAAGACCAUUCCUGGCUCUGCCGAAACUGGUAUUCCCGGUCUCUAUGCUGCUGGUGACGUUCAGGAUAAGCGAUACCGCCAGGCUAUUACCAGCGCUGGUUCCGGUUGUAUGGCCGCUCUUGAUGCCGAACGUUACUUGAGUGAACUCGAUGAUCAAGUUGAAGAAGGUGACCGCACCGACGCCGAUCAACCCAACAAGCAAUGAAUACGCUCGGGCGAGAUUUUAUUUACGAAAAAGCCUAGUCUCUAGGUUCUCUUCUUUUCCCCCUCCUCCCGCGUAAACAAAUCGCUUACUAUAAGUUCUCAAAGGUUCACCCUUUUGGUUCUCUUUAGAUUCCUUUUAAAAGUUGUAUUAUAGAUGUUUCUUAACCCUCUUUUUAUAUCUUAACCUUUUUUUUCGCACUCUAAAAAGUUAUUUCUGACACUUGAUUCACGACAUGUUUUAUUUUAUGGCAUCGUUAUUUUCUUUUUUUUUUUUGCUGUGAUUUCUAAAUUAAACCUUCCCAAUCUUUUCAUGUGCACGCUACUUAAAAGGUGCCA